Molecule: messenger RNA, 600 nt
Organism: Ustilaginoidea virens
Lineage: Eukaryota; Fungi; Ascomycota; Sordariomycetes; Hypocreales; Clavicipitaceae
Exons: 3
Coding region: 1-600 (199 amino acids)
Source: RefSeq, a predicted model, not a curated record
AUGCUCGAUGCUCGGUUCUCGAUGCUCGGUUCUCGAUUCGACAAACAUCAACGCCAAAUCCAUUUCAACUUUGAGCAGUUCCCUGCAGCCUCUGUAGCCGACGACUCAAGUUUCCACAGUCCCUACCUGGCACCUACCGAGGCAGGGUUAGCUAGCUGUGCUACCUCUCGAAACAUCUAUCCCCACAAAGAUUUUCGUCAAGCUACUAUGUACUGGCUAGCGCUCAUCAUGCUUCUCUCUGCCCUCCCCGCAGGUGCUCGCUCUCCUGCGUGUCAACGUGGAUGUAAACCCCAUCUACGGACUAGACCACGUCGGGCUGCAUUCAGCGUUUUGCAUCUAGUUCUUGCUGCUGUUCAAAACCUAGCAACGAAACACUCGGAACUCGUGGGCCGUGGCACGCACGAUAUUGAAUGCUGCGCCCGUCUUCCGGCCAUGCAUCAUCACACCGCCAAUAAAUCAGUCUUGGCAAAUCACCCACGCGUGACCUUGCCACUAGCAAUUCGAAAGAAAGCACAGCACGCAGUGCGCACGCCUUGUGUAUCGUCCACACCAAACGUUGAGAGGACCAAGAGGGCAAAAGAAGAAAGCAGGGUAUCUUGA